UUACCAGGUUAAAGAAUCACUCCAAACAAAAGACAACAUGCAGACGAAGCAAACGGAAAGCAUUCUCCAAAAGUAUUCAGAAUCACAAAUUAAAGAACUUAAGGAAUCAUUCCGACUCUUCGAUAAAGAUGGCGACGGUUCCAUUUCAACGGAUGAAUUACGAAAGGUUCUUCGAGAUUUGGGACAAUACCCUUCAGUCGAUGAAAUACGACAGAUGGUGCAGGAGAUCGAUAUUGACGGUGAUGGCAGGUUCUCGUUUGAAGAAUUUAUUCAGUUUAUGGAGAACAUGGGUGGAAUCACAGAAAACAAGGAAGGAGAUGACGACGAAGAACUACGACAAGCGUUUAAGAUGUUUGAUAAAAGUGGUACCGGAUACAUCUGUGCAUCAGACUUACGGGUUGUGAUACAGUGUUUAGGGGAAGACUUAACAGAAGAAGAAAUUGACGAAAUGAUCGCCGAAGUGGACAUCGAUGGUGAUGGACGAAUCGAUUUUGAAGAAUUCCUAGCCUGUAUGUGUGAAGACAAAGCUGGUGCUAAUAAAGAAUAAUGGCAACCUGGAAUCAAACCCCCAACUGCUGCUCCCUUUUAAAACCUCUAUCUGUGAUCUCAUUCUACAAAAAAAUAUUUCCCCCUUUUUUUUAAAUCUUUUCUUGUCUUAUUACAUAAUGACUGUUAUUAACAAACACUGGAAACAUUAUUAUUAUUAUUAUUAUUAUUAUUAUUAUUAUUAUUAAAUAUUUUCUGUCCACGCAAGUCGCGUGUUUUGCUUCUCUCCGUAAAUUGUAAAGAAUUGUCGUUAGUUUGCCCUUUCAGGGAUUUGUUUUUGCUGUUUUUUUUUAUGUUUCCUUCUUCUUGUUCCGGUUGGUUCCUUUGUUUCUAGACUCAUAAAAAAUACAAGUUAUCUAAAAAAAAGAAAAAGGAAAAAAAACUGAAAAUAUAAAUAUGGCGCCGCGGUUCAUAGUCGGUGAAUAAGAGAGGUUGGUGAGUGGAAGAAACCAAUGAAAGCCUCCCCCUCAUCGCAUUCCUUUCACAGAAGUAGAGUUUUCCUCUUCCAGUCAGUUUUUGCACCACAGCAACCACACAUCGCAUCCACAGCCAACACCACUAAAAUCGUUACAACCGCUGCCAUGCGUUCUAUUGGGAACAAAAGAGGGGUAGGCAACAACAACAACAACAAACAAACAAAGUGGAAAUAAAUGAUAAAAUCAAUAACAACGAUAGUUACGCGUCCCACAACAGGAUUUUGUUAGAGUGAAGAGAAAGCAGAUAAAAGCAAAUACGGACCGCUCUGAGCUGGAACCUCUGAUGGCUAGGUUGGCAACAGGGAACCAAUUGACGAGCAAACAGCAACGUCACUAUCAUAAGAACUACAACAGCCAAACCUAUAACUACGCCAACAACAGUAACAACAACACAGUCAAAAUGUCAUCCUUCAUCAACCGUUGUCGAAGCAACGAGUUGAUGAAGUAUAUGUCACAUCACACACGAGUAUACAAAAAUAAGAGAAAAUCUUUGGAGAACUUGUCACCUAAACUCCACCAAGCGAACCCCGUAACUGCUGACUUCUGCUAAAGACGAUGAGAGAAAACUUCCCGUGUGCUGUAGGAAUACUCUGGAAAAAGCUCACCUACCCCUCGUCAAGGAGAUUGGGUUACUCGCCCUUCUCCAAAACCAAG
This is a messenger RNA of Octopus sinensis (East Asian common octopus), 1676 nucleotides long. Its product is annotated as neo-calmodulin-like. The record is from RefSeq and is a predicted model, not a curated record. NCBI's taxonomy places the organism in Eukaryota, Metazoa, Mollusca, Cephalopoda, Octopoda, Octopodidae. The transcript is spliced from 7 exons. Gene Ontology annotation, molecular function: enzyme regulator activity; calcium ion binding. Bases 38 to 547 code for a protein of 169 amino acids.